AUGUCCACAUACACCAGCACGCCCCUCUUCGGCGGCGCCCUCAUCGUCGACCUCCCCUCCAGCUUUGCCGACGUUAGUACCAUCCGUCAAGUCCCCGACCAUCAAGAGGUCUACCUGGACAAAGAUGGCUUCACCAGCAUCAUCUUCGACAUCACCGAGCGGGUUGGUCUACCGGGCACCGGGCCAGCCGUCGAUGGCGCGGCCUUGACCACGCACCUCGAGGACAUAGUAGAUUCCGACGACGAUACCGUCAAGGUGUGGAACACGUCCAACACGCAAUUCUCGAAACUGCCCGACAAGACCCCCGCCUACACCCUCAUCGCGACGCAGACGCCACCUCCCCAGCCGGGCUCCAAGAGCCCGGAUUUCACGGCCAUCGUGCUGACGCUGGUGCGGCUCGAGAGGGAGAGCACCGAUAUCCUCAUCACGAUCAACGUACCGCAUAUCAAGGGCGAGUACACGGUCGAGGAGGUGGAUAUGCAGAUGGGGAAGCAGGGGAAGCUGAUUGAGAGUGCGGUGGAGUAUGCGGCCAAGAUCUGGGAGACGUUCAAGAUCAAGGAUUGGGGUCUGUUCAAUGAGGUCUGA
Drepanopeziza brunnea f. sp. 'multigermtubi' MB_m1 is the source of this 585-nucleotide messenger RNA. RefSeq lists its product as uncharacterized. Gene Ontology annotation, cellular component: nucleus. Lineage: Eukaryota; Fungi; Ascomycota; Leotiomycetes; Helotiales; Drepanopezizaceae. Gene Ontology annotation, molecular function: guanyl-nucleotide exchange factor activity; small GTPase binding. Gene Ontology annotation, biological process: protein import into nucleus. The record is from RefSeq and is a predicted model, not a curated record.